This is a messenger RNA of Oryzias melastigma (Indian medaka), 7329 nucleotides long. It is a transcript of the gene pi4kab, whose product is annotated as phosphatidylinositol 4-kinase, catalytic, alpha b. Lineage: Eukaryota; Metazoa; Chordata; Actinopteri; Beloniformes; Adrianichthyidae. The record is from RefSeq and is a predicted model, not a curated record. The coding region runs from base 100 to 6411 and encodes 2103 amino acids. Gene Ontology annotation, cellular component: cytoplasm; plasma membrane. Gene Ontology annotation, biological process: phosphatidylinositol-mediated signaling; phosphatidylinositol phosphate biosynthetic process. The transcript has 55 exons. Gene Ontology annotation, molecular function: 1-phosphatidylinositol 4-kinase activity.
GCUGCCGUACUGCGGCUCUCCCAGCUCCCAGUUGCAACGCCCCCCCUUCGCCUCGAAUCCUGAUUGUGUUCAUUGCGCUGCCUUCAUGUAGGGGCGAACAUGUCUGUGAUAGGAGGUGGAACGAGAGGGUUUUAUUUCAACACAGUUCUGUCUCUGGCUCGAUCCCUCGCCGCCCAGCGUCCAGCACCGCUUGAAAAGGUCCAGAAGCUACAAUGCAUGUGUCCGGUGGAGGUCCGUGGUGUUUUCACCGUAGACGUGCGCCGCAUAGAUGCUGUCAUCGCACUCGGCGUGUUUCUGGUGGAGUCUGGCUUACAGCACAAAGACAUGCUUGUUUGCUACUUGCUGAGCCUGCUGAGAGGGCUGCCACGGGUCCAGUGGAUCGAAGAAAGCUGUGGGAAGAAAGGAAAGGAAUUUCUCCCGAUUGCAGAAAACUUCAGUUUCUGUCUCGUAACUCUUCUGGCAGAUGUUGCUCAGAGGGAUGUUGACUCCCAACAAGAGAUCUUAAACACCAUAAUGGAGGUGAUGCAAGCAUUUCAAGAAAUGUGCCAAACACCCAAUAAACAUGACAAAGUUUACUUAUGCAGGUACACAGUUCCCAGUCUGCUGGGCAUGACUCGGGCCUUUGGCCGCUACAGCAGCACAGAUGACGCCCUGCUGACCAAGCUGUUCCCCAGGAGUUCACCGCAGGCCCGGUGCGUCCCCGAGGAGACGGAGGGCGUGCGGCGCAGAUCCUUCAACGACUUCCGUUCUAUUUUGCCCCCCUCGCUGCUCAACGUGGUGUGCCAAACUGACUCUCUGCGCAGACGCACGGGGAACAACCUGGAUUCCUCUGCGCAGAUCUCCACAGAUCCAGCGGGACACUCGCCCUGCUCUCCCACUGCUCCAGGUCCACUUUAUUUUGAAGGUGCAUAUUUCCCAGAAUGCAGUGCAGUGGACCCUGAACACUAUUUUUCCACGGUCAGCUCCAGUUUCUCAGUGUCGCCUCUUCCUGUGGGAGCAGGUGAAAGUGAGGUGGAGGUGUCGGUGGAAGUUCUCCAGCAUCUCCUCGACAUGGUGAAGACGUUUGUUUCCGACUCCUCCCUGAAAACUCUGGAUGCUGCUAUAACAGAAGUCCUGGAAUCAAAUCCAGGGAUCAGCCUCAGCUACAAAACCUUCAGUGACACUCUGUAUGUGUGUGUCUUCAAAAUGCUGCGCGACACUCUGUACAAUCUGAAAGAUCUGCAGCCGGCGUUUGUGCGGGAAGUGCACGACUUCGUACUAGAGCAGUUCAGCAGCAGCCAAACGGAGCUGCAGAGGGUGCUUUAUGACACGGGGGGGUUGCCCAGUGAACAGAGCCCCCUCAAGCUGCGUUGCCAAGCCAAUGCUGCCUGCGUGGACCUCAUGGUGUGGGCCGUCAAAGAUGAGCAAGGAGCGGAAAAUCUUUGCACCAAACUGACAGAGAAGCUCCAGUCCAAAGCAUCCAGUAAAGUCAUCAUCGCCCACAUGCCCCUGCUCAUCUGCUGUUUACAGGGCCUGGGCCGCCUGUGUGAACGGUUUCCAGUGAUCGCUCAUUCUGCUACCACCUCGCUAAGAGACUUCCUGGUCGUUCCUUCUCCUGCUCUAACAAAACUGUACAAGUAUCACAGCCAGUACAGUGCAGGGGCUUCAGAGAUCCGGAUAAAUGUCACCAACGAGCACGCUCAGUCCACCCUCAGCGUGCUGUCCAGCAGGAAGGACCAGCCCUCCAUGUACGAGCAGCUCCGAGACAUUUCCAUUGAUAACAUCUGCAGGUGUCUGAAGGCCGGUUUGACCAUGGAUAACGUGAUAGUGGAGGCUUUCUUGGCCAGUUUGUCCAACCGUUUGUACAUCUCUCAGGAGAAUGAAAAGGAUGCUCAUCUGAUUCCGGAUCACACCAUUCGAGCGCUGGGCCACAUCGCUGUGGCUCUGAGAGACACUCCCAACGUCAUGGAGCACAUCCUGCAAAUCCUCCAGCAGAAGUUCUGCCAGCCUCCAUCACCGCUGGAUGUCCUCAUCAUUGACCAGCUCGGCUGUAUGGUCAUUACAGGAAAUCAAUACAUCUACCAGGAUGUGUGGAACCUGUUCCAGCAGAUCAGCGUCAAAGCCAGUUCAGUGGUUUAUUCAGCCACCAAAGACUACAGGGAUCACGGUUACAGACACUGCUCCCUGGCGGUGAUCAACGCCCUCGCCAACAUCGCAGCCAACCUGCAGGGGGAGCAGCUGGUGGACGAGCUGCUGGUCAAUCUUUUAGAGUUGUUUGUCCAACUGGGUCUGGAAGGCAAAAGAGCCAGCGAGAGGGCCUCCGACAAGGGGACAGCACUGAAGGCGUCGAGCAGCGCUGGAAACCUCGGAGUUCUCAUUCCUGUGAUCGCUGUGUUGACAAGGCGGCUUCAACCCAUCAAGGAGGCCAAGCCCCGCCUCCAGAAGCUCUUCAGGGACUUCUGGUUGUAUUCUGUGGUCAUGGGUUUUGCUGCGGAGGGAUCAGGACUCUGGCCUGAAGAAUGGUAUGAAGGUGUGUGUGAGAUUGCCACCAAGUCUCCUCUUCUCACUUUUCCGAGUGGAGAACCACUUCGCUCUGAACUACAGUACAACUCAGCGCUGAAAAACGACACUGUGACGCCGUCUGAGCUGAGUGAACUUCGGGGAACCAUUAGUAAUCUCAUCGACCCCACUCCAGAAGGAUCGGCCCUCAUUAACAAGCUCGACUUCGCCAUGUCCACCUACCUGCUCUCUGUCUACAGAUUAGAGUACAUGAGGAUGUUGCGAUCCAACGAUCCCGACCGGUUCCAGGUCAUGUUUCGAUACUUUGAGGACAAAGCCAUCCAGAAAGACAAAUCUGGUAUGCUGCAGUGCAUCAUUUGUGUCGGUGAUAAGGUCUUUGAUGUCUUCCUCCAGAUGAUGGCUGAUAAGCCAAAAACUAAAGAGCAUGAAGAGGAGUUAGAGCGACACGCUCAGUUCUUGUUGGUCAACUUUAACCACACCCACAAGAGGAUCCGCAGAGUGGCAGACAAAUACCUGUCGGGUCUGGCUGAGACAUUCCCCCACCUUCUUUGGAGCGGUCGAGUGUUGAAGACCAUGCUGGAUAUUUUGCAGACCCUGUCUCUGUCUCUGAGUGCAGACAUUCAUAAAGACCAGCCAUACUAUGACAUUACAGACACCCCCCACAGGAUCACUGUGCCAGACACAUACGAAGCCAGAGAGAGCAUAGUGAAGGACUUUGCUGCUCGCUGUGGAGAAAUCCUGAAGGAGGCGAUGAAAUGGGCCCCUUCAGUCACCAAGUCCCACCUACAGGAGUACCUCAACAAGCAUCAGAUCUGGGUGUCGGGUCUGUCCCAGCACACCGGCCUGGCCAUGGCCACGGAGAGCAUACUGCACUUUGCAGGCUACAACAGGCAGAGCACCACGCUUGGCGCUGCUUACCCUCAGACCACCCAGCUGACGGAGAGGCCGGCGUGCGUCAAGAAAGACUACUCCAACUUCAUGGCGUCUUUGAACCUGCGAAACCGCUACACCGGAGAGGUGAUCGGGAUGAUUGAGUUCUCAGAGGCAACUCAGAGCAAGUCGGACCUGAAAAAGCUGAUGAUCCUACAAAUGACCAGCGCCCUCGAUAAAAAAGACCCAGAAGGCUUCACUCAGACCAUGUUCAAGAUGGCUGCUCUGCUUAUUACAACCAAAAACUGUGAUCAGCAGCUGCUGCACCAUCUGUGCUGGUCUCCACUGAAGAUGUUUACAGAACAUGGCAUGGAAACGGCCAUCGCCUGCUGGGAGUGGCUCCUGGCUGCACACAACGGGGUGGAAGUGCCGUUCAUGCGUGAGAUGGCGGGGGCGUGGCAGAUGACGGUGGAGCUGAAGAUGGGUUUGUUUUCGGAGGCUAAAGUGGAAGCCGGCCCUCUAGCCGUGUCAGAGGAGAGUCAGCCAGCCCCCUGUGCUCCUGAAGUCAUCCCUCACUUCCUUUGGAUUGAGUUCCUGGUGCAGCGGUUUGAGAUCGCCAAGUACAGCAGUGCAGACCAGGUGGAGAUUUUCACGUCGAUUCUGCAGAGAUCUCUGUCUCUCAGUGUGGGAGGAUCCAAAAGCAGCCUGAACCGCCACGUUGCCGCCAUUGGACCAAGAUUCAGGCUGCUGACUCUGGGCUUGAAUCUGCUCCACGCGGACGUUGUGACAAAUGCGACCAUCAGAAAUGUCCUUCGAGAGAAGAUUUACUCCACGGCUUUUGAUUACUUCAGCGGAGCUCCCAAGUUUCCCACUCAGACAGAUAAACGGUUGAGAGAGGACAUUAGCAUAUUGAUCAAGUUCUACACCUGCCUGCAGUCUGAUAAAAAGUAUCUGACGGCCAACCAGCUGGUCCCCCAAGAUCUUCAAGAAAUGUCGGUGAACAGCCUGUCUGUGAUGGCCGUAGCGGACAGCCGCGGCAGUCUUGACGUAGCUGUCGGACAGAGACAGCAGGUUCUUCAAGGAUGGAUCAACACGUACCCUCUGUCCUCGGGGAUGUCCACUUUAUCCAAGAAAUCCGGGCUUUCGAAAAAGAGCAACAGAGGUUCUCAGCUCCACAAAUACUACAUGAAACGAAGGACUUUGCUGCUGGCUCUGCUGGCCAGUGAGAUCGAGCGACUGACGACAUGGUACAACCCGUUAUCCUCUCCGGAGCUUGCUAUCGCUACUGAGCAGUCGGUGGAGACCAGCAUUGCUAACUGGAGGUCCAAAUACAUCAGCCUGACUGAAAAACAGUGGAAGGACACCGUCAACCUGGCCUGGAGUAUAUCGCCUUACCUGGCUCUGCAGCUGCCCACCAGAUUUAAAAACACAGAGUCCAUCGCCUCUGAGGUGACUCGUCUGGUGCGUAUGGAUCCGGCCGCUGUGUGCGACGUUCCUGAGGCCAUUAAGUUCCUUGUGACGUGGCACACGAUUGAUGCCGACUCCCCAGAGCUGAGUCACAUCCUGUGCUGGGCCCCUGCAGACCCCCCAACCGGACUGUCCUACUUCUCCUCCAUGUACCCUCCUCAUCCUCUCACCGCUCAGUAUGGGGUCAAAGUGCUUCGCUCCUUUCCUCCAGACGCCAUUUUGUUUUACAUUCCCCAAAUAGUCCAGGCCCUUCGCUACGACAAGAUGGGUUAUGUCAGAGAGUACAUCCUCUGGGCCGCCCAGAAGUCUCAGCUGUUGGCUCACCAAUUCAUCUGGAACAUGAAGACCAACAUCUUCCUGGAUGAGGAAGGGAGCCAGAAAGACCCGGACAUCGGAGAGCUGCUGGAACAGAUGGUGGAGGAGAUCACCGGUUCUCUCUCUGGUCCAGCCAAAGAUUUUUACCAGGGAGAGUUCGACUUCUUCAACAAGAUUACCAACGUGUCGGCCAUUAUCAAGCCUUUCCCCAAAGGGGAGGAGAGGAAGAAGGCCUGUCUGGAGGCUCUGUCUCAGAUUCAAGUUCAGCCUGGCUGUUACCUCCCCAGUAACCCAGAAGCCAUUGUUUUAGACAUAGACUACAAGUCUGGAACUCCCAUGCAGAGUGCUGCCAAAGCUCCGUACUUGGCCAAGUUCAAAGUUAGAAGGUGUGGAGUCAGCGAGCUGGAGAAACAAGGUCUGCAGAGUCGCUCAAACUCCAUGGAUGAAGAAAAGAGCGAGGAAGAAGCCAGGAACAUCUGCUGGCAGGCGGCCAUCUUUAAAGUUGGAGACGACUGCAGACAGGACAUGCUGGCUCUUCAGAUUAUCAGCCUCUUUAAGAACAUCUUCCAGCUGGUGGGCCUGGAUCUCUACGUGUUUCCUUACAGGGUGGUGGCCACUGCACCAGGGUGUGGCGUCAUCGAGUGCAUCCCAGAUUGCAAAUCUCGUGACCAGCUGGGCCGGCAGACAGACUUCGGCAUGUACGACUACUUCAGGAACCAGUAUGGAGAUGAGUCCACCCUGGCAUUUCAGAAGGCGCGCUACAACUUCAUCCGCAGUAUGGCGGCUUACAGCUUAUUGCUCUUCCUGCUCCAAAUCAAAGACAGACACAACGGGAACAUCAUGCUGGACAGCAAGGGACACCUCAUCCACAUUGACUUUGGCUUCAUGUUUGAAAGUUCUCCUGGUGGGAAUCUGGGCUGGGAGCCAGACAUCAAGCUCACCGAUGAGAUGGUGAUGAUCAUGGGCGGGAAGAUGGAGGCGACGCCUUUCAAGUGGUUCAUGGAGAUGUGUGUGAGGGGGUACCUGGCCGUCAGGCCGUACAUGGACGCCGUGGUCUCCUUAGUCAACCUGAUGCUGGACACUGGCCUUCCCUGCUUCAGAGGGCAGACCAUCAAAUACCUCAAGCAGCGGUUCAACCCUGGUUUGAGUGAAAAAGAUGCAGCUGCCUUCAUCAUCAAAGUCAUCCAGAACUGUUUCCUCAGCAACAGGAGUCGAACCUACGACAUGAUCCAGUAUUACCAGAAUCAGAUUCCAUACUAAACGUUUGUGCCUGAGCAUGUUUGAUGAUGCAGUGUGCGUGCCUUUGUCAAAUUCACCUCAGUGAUUCACUGUUUCUGCUCAUUUGUUCGAUAUUGUUUUGCCUUUUCCUUUUGAAAAAAACAGAAAAAGUCCACGAUUGUUCUCCGUUCCUAUUAUUUAUUUUGUCUCUUUGAGAAUCGAUGUUGUUGCUCUUGAUUAUUAAACUAUUGCACUACCAUCUUCGGAGGACUUCAAGAAAGUCUCUUGAUAAUCUGCACGUUCAGUAAAUUAUUUAUUCAAAUUAUGUGUCAGUUUGUAAUGGAAACUCUGUUUGUGAAUGUAAAUGAUUUUGAUUUUCGACGUGGGUUCACGUGGACUCUAGAGAAGUAGACCAAGUUCAGUUCUGACCAAUGAGGCCUACUCUUGCCAUCUCGUACUUGACUGUACUACUGUGCUUGCUUUUCAUCGGAGCAGUGACUUAUUUAAUCUUCGGCAUGGUACUCGGCUUGUAACUACCUGUGAGACUUGACUGCUUGGAAACGUUUGCAUUUUGGGGUUUUAUAUUGCCAGCUUUGACGGUGGAUGAUGCACACAAGCUCCAGGAAACACAGACUCCCCUUGUUUGGAGCGCUGCAGAAGCAGGAGGGAAUGCACUUUUUAUUCUAACGCUUGUGUUAAGGCACGGUUUCAAUGUUUGGCAGUUGCAUGAUGGGGCAUCGACUGCGAUGUCGCUUGUGUCAAAUGUGGCUUUUUCUAAAGUGUCUUUACUGAGUGCUGCGCCCCCGAGUCCACACGCUUAACUUGAGCCUCCAUGUUGUUACUGGUUUUAGAAACUUCUUUGUAAAUUUGUACCAUGACCCAUUUUCUGUCCCCUUUUCUAUAUUCAUGCCUUUUGAAUGAGAUUGCACAUGGGAUCAAAUAAAGAACUUUUAAUUUAAA